This is a messenger RNA of Chrysoperla carnea, 3052 nucleotides long. It is a transcript of the gene Rab32, whose product is annotated as ras-related protein Rab-38. Bases 43 to 1692 code for a protein of 549 amino acids. The transcript has 5 exons. Gene Ontology annotation, cellular component: trans-Golgi network; Golgi apparatus; late endosome. Gene Ontology annotation, biological process: phagosome-lysosome fusion; endosome to lysosome transport. The record is from RefSeq and is a predicted model, not a curated record. Gene Ontology annotation, molecular function: GTPase activity; GTP binding. Lineage: Eukaryota; Metazoa; Arthropoda; Insecta; Neuroptera; Chrysopidae.
GAGAAAGAUAGCUUCACAGUUGUAGUUGUAGCACUGUUUAUAAUGGAUGACAAAGUAAAAGAUAGCGAUAAUGGUGUUGUGCAUGAGAGAAACAAGGAUGAGACACAAGCAGCAACUGAAAGUGAUAGUCGUCCAUCAGGUCCAUACCCGAUCAAUGUUGUAAAACCUAGCAUGUCUCCAAAACUAUCAAGCAAGAUAAACUCAGCUAAAGGUAGAUUAUCCGCUUUGAGAUCCAGUCUGCGUAGAGACGUUGAAGGUAUUAAAUCAAGCAUCCGACGAAGUGAUAAAAAAUUAAAAAUCAAAUCGAAAUCAAGUGAAAACAUUCGACCGGAAGACGUACCAUUACCAAGUGACAACGCACCAUCGAUAAUGCCACGUAAAAAUAAAUCGAAAGCGAAAAAGUCUUCAACGGCAGUACCGAAAACUGAAGAACAACAAAAUAACGAUAGUAAGUCAAAAAAUAAAGUAGCUUCAUUAGUGCGUCGACUCAGUAUCGGCAAACAUAAAUCUGAUACAUCUGUUGUCUCAGCGAUAUCAAUAGCGGACUCGGAGUUAUCAUCCGAUAAACAAUCGUCAACCAGUAGUGCAACGCCGACGUCAGUGAAACGACACGCAGCUACAACUACAGCUGAAGGAAGCAUUUCAGAAAAUAGUUUAACUACAACCAUGGACAUUGAGAAACCGUCUAGUGAUGUUGACUUACCACCUUCACAUGCACCUCCACCGGUACCACCUUCGUCGACCACGGCCAUCGAAGACUAUCUAAACACGUUGACGGAAGCGCAAAAUAUAUCACCGAUACAGAUAGCGAUUGUAUCGCCAUCGACAACGAUCAAAGAACCUCUGUCACCGUCCAAGGAUGAGCUUAUCGAACAAGAGAAAACGGAAUCGUGUGACGAAGAUGCCGGUGAUGAGACAGAGGAUCGUUUAGGAGGUUCAUCAACGUCUGAGGGAAUGGGAACACCCGCGUACGGUGAUGUCAUUUCGAAUAAUUCAAAUGAAAAUCGAUCGUCAAGUAUGAUUGAAGCUGGUACAGAACGACGUGAACAUUUGUACAAAAUAUUGGUGAUUGGUGAAUUAGGUACCGGCAAAACAUCGAUAAUCAAACGAUAUGUACAUCAAUUCUUCUCACAACAUUAUCGUGCCACCAUUGGAGUUGAUUUUGCAUUGAAAGUAUUAAAUUGGGAUGCAAAUACCAUUAUACGCUUACAAUUAUGGGAUAUCGCAGGUCAAGAACGUUUUGGAAACAUGACUCGAGUUUACUACAAAGAAGCCGUAGGGGCGUUUAUAGUAUUCGACGUAACACGUGUGGCUACUUUUGAUGCUGUUGUAAAAUGGAAACAGGAUUUAGAUUCCAAAGUUCAAUUAGCUGAUGGCUCACCAAUUCCAUGCAUCUUAUUAGCGAAUAAAUGUGAUCAACAGAAAGAAGGUUUAGUAAAUACGCCAGCUAAAAUGGAUGAAUAUUGUAAGGAAAAAGGAUUUGCUGGAUGGUAUGAAACCUCAGCUAAAGAAAAUAUUAAUAUUGAAGAGGCUGCUAGGUCAUUAGUCAAUAAGAUACUUCUAAAUGAUAAAUUAUUACAUGGAAAUGAUUCGAAAAAAGAUAACGAAAUAUUUGCAUUGGAUGGUAAAAAUGGUACAAACAGUGGUUCAGAAAAAUCAGUAUCAAGUGGCGGAAAAUCAUGUGCAUGCUGACAUUCCAAAAAAAACAACUCGAUAUUUAUUUUGUUUUGAUUUUCACGCCUUCAUUAUUUUCUUUGAAAUUUUCAAAAAUUCACGUAUCGUCUUCAAAAGAACAUCACACGUUUAACAUACGCUCCAAGUUUUUGGGGAUUCAUCGAUGGAUUCAAACUCGACACAUUUUUUUAAAAUGAACAAGAAAAUGCCUUUAACAAAAAUGCCUUUUUUCAAAAUGAAACAAAUUACUAGGAAUUAAUAAACUUUACUCCAAAUCCCUUUCAGUUCUGUAAAUUUUUAGUUGUAAAUAAUUUCAAAAUGGCAGCUGGUACAGUUAUUAAGAUUAGGUUUCCCCCCCAAGUGGAUUGUUAAGUUUUUUUUUUUUUUAAAUUACAUUUUACAAAUUUUUUACGGCCAAGUUUUCACAUAAGUUUCUCAAAAGUGAUUAUCGAUGGGCCCAGAAAACUCUACACCAAAUUAAUGUUUGUAAAAUGUAAUUUUCCCCUGGAUCAUACUGUAGUAUUUCAUGUUAAUCAAUUCAUUAGUUUAAUUAGAGACUUUAAUGUGCCAUCAACAAAAUAUUUAUAAACAAAAAUUAAACUAUUUUUGUAAUAAAGAUCAAAAUGUAUCCUUCGUUAUCAAAUUAUUGUUUUUUUUUUAUUUUUAGGGCAGGCGCAGGCGCACACCAAACACUUUAUAUUUCUUAUACGCCUCCAAAAAUUAUUUCUAUGCAUCAUUUUUAUACUUUUACGACUCUAAAUCCUUCGUCCAUCACGUGAAAUUAUUGUAAGACAGCUUAUUACAUCUGAAAAAUUUUGGAAAUUGUCCAAACAUUAAUUACCUCAGUAACGUAACCUCAAAGUAGAUUUAUAAUCAUCAAAUAGAUCAAAUAGAGAUCCGAAAUUUCGUUUAUGAGUUAUUUUGAUACUUUUAGUCAGUUUGCAUUGAAAAGCUUCACCCUCCAAAAAGGCUGGUUCCUUUUUUUGUCUCUGAUGUCUCCAAAAUUGAUGAAUAAAUCGAAUAAACACGAAUUCUAUGAAAUCCAUUGAGAUUUGUAAUCACCUUCCUUCAAAUGAUCAAAUAUAUGAGUUUAAAAUUCCAUGGAAAUAGUUUUUGCGUUAAAAUUUUAGUGUCUUGGUUUUGCCAUCGCCCUUUGCCCUAAUUAAUAUUAUUUUAGUUUUUUUUUUAAUAUAAAUUUGGUUUUGUUAUAAAUAUAAAAUAUUAUAAAUUUUGAUGGACCAGUCAUUACAGAUAACGAUUUUAACUCUGCAGGAGUGGCGAGCAGUUUUCGCAAAUUCCUUGCCGUACUGAAAAAUUAAAAUAAAUGUUUUCAAUGAAAAUCUAAAAGUUAACAAAACAUAAAACUUACGUCAUAAGC